Messenger RNA from Nymphalis io (European peacock), 4552 nucleotides. RefSeq names its product eyes absent homolog 2 (gene eya). NCBI's taxonomy places the organism in Eukaryota, Metazoa, Arthropoda, Insecta, Lepidoptera, Nymphalidae. The transcript has 15 exons. The coding region runs from base 537 to 2507 and encodes 656 amino acids. Gene Ontology annotation, cellular component: nucleus. Gene Ontology annotation, biological process: cell differentiation; multicellular organism development; negative regulation of extrinsic apoptotic signaling pathway in absence of ligand. Gene Ontology annotation, molecular function: protein tyrosine phosphatase activity. The record is from RefSeq and is a predicted model, not a curated record.
CUGCGAAGCACUGCUUUUGUUGAGCGUCCAAUUGUUUGCCGAGGAAUUCUUUUUUUUUAAAUUUCCUACGGCCUAUUAUCGGGUGAAUAACAAACCGGAAUUUUAUAACAUGUCUUUUAACUGACAAAGCUCGUAUUAAAUAGUAUUACAUUACAAAACAGUGGACGGUUAGUGAUGGUGUUUGUGUAAUUAUUUCAUUUAAUCGGGAAAUGUUUGCUGAAUUAAAUACUUUAUCGGGUAAGUGAGGUGAAUGCAAAGAUUAACCGGUUUUGAUGAAACUGUGGUGGUGUGGUAAAACAAUGGCAUGGUCGAUAUCGUAGUUUAAAAACGCAUGCAAAAAUGAUAAAAAACCAAAUAUAGCGGGAUGCAGACGAUACGCAUUGAGGUAACAGUGACGAAUAAUGGAAUACAAAUACAAAGCAAAAACAUUCCGUGUUUUUUAAACUAAGUGUGAAAUGUCUGAAAAACUUUUCCGCGCAAGAACUGUCAAAAUGACAUAAAUAGUGAGUGAAUGGAAUGUUCGGUUCGGAAACAGCAUGGUGACUCUGAUGCCGUGUGGCUACCUCGGCGGCGCUUCACCGCGCUGCAACUUGGACCACGAGCCUAAGGCAAAGCGAUCCAGACCCGAUUCGGGCACUGACGUACGGUUGUCAGGUGAAGUCAAUACAAGUCCAUGCGAAUCGGAAUCGACGUCUGACUCCCCGCCAUCACUGCUACAGGAUGCAACGUUACCAGCGCUUCUAGUGUCAGGAGCUACCACACUAUUUCAAAACACGACGACAUCGACUAAUAAUCCUUUAAGUUUGAACUCAGUGGACGGCUUAAGCUUACCGAAUAGUUCAGAAGUGGAGAGUUGCAACUUGGCUAACGGAUGCGCAACGAGCUCGUCGCUAGCCGGUCUGGCUCUACCUUUGACUUCGACUGGUGGAUUGUGUUCAACGACAUCGUCGUCCGCUGUCGCCUGGUUGAUGAAUGAGGAUAGCACGGGGGGUGGUGUCAAGAGCGAGGUGCGCAGCCCCGGGCUGUGCGAAGCAGACGUGGCGUUGUACGGUGAAUCGCUUCCGUACGACCAAUCCACGCUGCCUUACCAGUAUUAUAAUAGUAUGCAGCAAUAUGGAGCCGGCGGAACGGCUUCGUCAUACGUCGGUUCAACAUUGUACAAUCAACCAUACGCGGCCUACCCGGCACCGCACAACACUAAUAAUAGAUCAUCAUGUAAAGCUACACCGACGUAUUUGAGCUAUGGUGUCGGCAGCGUUGGCUCAGUACCCGGUAACUUCGCGACUCAACCAUCACCGUACUAUCCAUCCUACAACGGUGGCCUGACGCAAUCAUUUACAAAUACACAACAGGAUUACAGUAGUUACGCAACAGGUUACGCCGAUCACAGCGUCGCCCAAUAUGGCGGGUACUACGCCACCCCAAGCUACUCACCCUAUGUUAGUUCCCCUAGCAGCAGUGGUAGUGCUGGGCAUACAUCAUAUCAUCUUGGAGGGACUUUGUCAGAAUCUCCAUCAUCUAUGCUGCCAACUCUAAAUGAUACCCCGCUGUCUCCAAUUAAGAAUGAGGUGCAUCCAGCCAGUCGAAGAUGCAGAGAAAACUCUGGUGAAAGCACGGCAAGCAGAUCACGGGGUCGUGGCCGUCGUAACACAUCAUCAUCACCAGCACAACAUGUCCCAGAACCUACAACAGAGAGAGUGUUUAUAUGGGAUUUGGAUGAAACGAUUAUAAUUUUCCACUCACUUCUCACGGGCACAUACGCAACUAAGUACAAUAAGGAUACACAGCAAAUAGUGCAAUUAGGCUUCAGAAUGGAAGAGAUGAUAUUUAGCUUGGCUGAUACACAUUUCUUUUUUAAUGAUGUUGAGGAUUGUGACCAGGAGCACAUAGAUGCAGUGGCGGCAGAUGAUAACGGUCAAGACCUGUCCGCGUACAACUUCGCCUCGGACGGAUUUCACGCGAGCGCCGCACCUAACACCGGCUUAUGCGCUCCUGGUGUCCGCGGCGGCGUCGAUUGGAUGAGAAAGCUGGCUUUCCGAUACCGAAAGAUAAAGGACACUUAUAAUAAUUACAGAAAUAGUGUGGGGGGUCUAUUAGGUCCCGCGAAGAGAGAACAAUGGUUACAGUUAAGAGCGGAGUUGGAACAAGCAACGGACAACUGGCUCACACUUGCCUGCAAGUGCCUCAACAUGAUUAACUCAAGAGAAAACUGCGUGAACGUACUAGUGACGACGACACAACUAGUUCCAGCACUUGCCAAAGUUCUUCUGUUUGGUCUUGGAGGCGUAUUUCCUAUUGAAAAUAUAUAUUCCGCUACAAAAACAGGAAAAGAAACAUGCUUUGAAAAAAUUAAACAACGGUUUGGGGAGAGGUGCACAUACGUUGUCAUUGGGGACGGUCAAGAUGAGGAAGCGGCAGCGAAAGCUAAGAACUACCCCUUCUGGAGGAUAUCCGGUCACUCGGACAUCGCUGCUCUGUACAACGCGCUCGACAUGGGCUUCUUAUGAUUUGCUGCUGUCCUGGUACUCGUUCUGCGUUAUGACUACGACAUAGAUAAAGUUUUUUGUUCUGUGAAUGCAGCAACUUAACAAAUUGAAUGCACACUGCCGGGAGCCAAACUUCUUACAUGUCACUGCUGUCCUGGUACACGUGUUGUCGAUAUUCGGUAUUUAUCCUAAUAAUUAAUUAUUAAUUCCUAUUGUAAUUUGCCUAAUUUAAUUAUUUAUUUAUCACUGAUUUGAGCUUUUCUUUUCUUUUAAUUACUUUAUUAUCUAAACCUUUGGUAUUAAAAUUUGAUCGGGUUAUUUUUACAUUAUUAAAUUAUUGAAUAAUAUAUUUUUUAACAAUUCAUCAAUUAAAUGCCAUAUUCGAAGACAUUAUAAUUUAAAUUUCGAAUUCAUUGAAUAAAAUUUUACCUGUUUUUUAAUAUAGUAACUCCUUUCUUCUUCUGAAUGCUUAGUACUAUUAUUCCCUUGGUUAUUUUUAAUUCUUUAAAAAAAAAAGAAAUAAAAAAAAAUCUUUAAAAGACAACUUUAUGCAUCGCUUUUAACAGUUAUUAUUAUUAUCAAUCCCGUAUACAUCUGUAACUUAAUACAAAAUCAUAUCAAUACUUGCUUAGACAUAAUGGCUCACAUUUAAGUACACUUUUGUAUUAAAUGUAAAUUGAGAGCUCUAUUCAAUAAAUCAUUUUCAACAGUAACAUUAAUGUUUUAGUUUUAAAGCUCAAAGUCAGCUCAAAACUUGCGAGAAAUUUCUUUUAGAUUUCUUUUGUAAAUAUUUAUCAAUUGUAUGUAGAAAAAAAAUAUUAAUUAGAUUUAUUCUAAUUCCAUUCCUACUACGUAAGUUUUUAUAUAUACUAUACAAUGUACAGAUAAUUAAUAUUUUUAGUAAAAACUUUUUAGAGGAAUGUUUAUUAUAUCAAAAUAACAUUUUGGGGCAUUUUAUUUUUAUUUUUUCCAUAUUGUUACGUUGUAUCGUUAAUAAAUUGAUUUGAUCAAUUCUAUACAUUUGCUGUAAUUAUAAUUUUCUGUUUUAAAUAACUUUAUAAUUCAAUAUUAGUGAUAAUUUUCUUAUCACGAUUAUAAACUGUAUUUAUGUUCCGUUUAUAUCAGACGAUGUGAACGAAAAUAUUACUUUAGUAAAAUAACUGUCUGUAUAGUCGUGUUAUGACAAUAUACUUACGAAAAUGUACUAAAAUUAAUGCAACUGCAACUACACGCGGUACAUAUGACAAAUGAUAAGCAUUUUAGUGUAUGAAACAUUUGACUAAAUUGUUUUCACGUAAAUUCGACCAUGAAAUUUUACUUAUAUAGUAAAGAAGUUUAAUUUUAAUUUUCUUUUAUAAUAUACAAGACGAGCACGAUAUGUUUUGUAAACUUUAUUAUAUUAAACAUUAACGAAAUCCGACAACGAAAAAUAAAUACAGAAUAUGUACAACAGAAUGUAACGUUAUUAAAGUCCUUAAAUAAGUUUUCGUUGCUAAAAAAUUUAUAUUUAUAAUUAGCCAUUACUGCCAAAUAGCUAUCAAUAUACUGCAAUAUUUUUAGAUGAUUUUAUUUUACUGCGCUAAAUCUUAAAUAAUAGUGCUUUUUGAUACUUUCUUUACGAUAUCAGUUUUAGAUUUUAUGUACAAUUUAAUGUUAUAACGAAAUAAUAUAGCCAUUAUGAUAAUGAACUUUCAUCGCUAAAAAUAAUUUUCGAGCUGAAACCAGAUGUGUACAAAAUAUAAUUUCUAACAACGAAAUUUAAAUGGCUUAAAUAGUUAGAUGUAAACGCAGUCUGAUCGCGUCGCACAUGUUUUUAAAUUCAACGAACAUGUCUUUCUACAUGUACAUGUAUGUAGACAUGUAGUUUUUAACUGUGUCUUGGAGACGAGCGUUUUGUGGAAAUUAGCAAUACAUUAUAUAUAUAUAAAAUUAAUUAAUUGGAAAUUGUAAAUACAGAGUAAUGUUUUAGAUGUAAAAGAUAAUAGCUUAUACGCUAGUGAUAUGAAAUUUAAUUCGAAAGUUACGAUUAAUCGAAGUGUAAAUAAAAAUAUAUUAUUUGAUGAUUA